Messenger RNA from Bipolaris oryzae ATCC 44560, 3336 nucleotides. RefSeq lists its product as uncharacterized. Gene Ontology annotation, molecular function: ATP binding; ABC-type transporter activity; ATP hydrolysis activity. Bases 1 to 3336 code for a protein of 1111 amino acids. Gene Ontology annotation, cellular component: membrane. The record is from RefSeq and is a predicted model, not a curated record. Lineage: Eukaryota; Fungi; Ascomycota; Dothideomycetes; Pleosporales; Pleosporaceae. Gene Ontology annotation, biological process: transmembrane transport. The transcript has a single exon.
AUGAUCGAAGUGCAGGAGGCACUGACGAGUAAAUCGGCUCUUGCUCUCACUGCGGCGGCCAACUUUCUAUCCGCAUUCGCCAUUGCCUUCAUCAUGAACCCGCGGCUGGCUUUGAUCCUUUGUAGCAUUCUGGUCGCCAUGAUCUUGGUGACUAUGAGCACCUCGCGCUUUGCGGUCAAAAACUCCAAAAUAUCCAAGAACUUUUACUCUAUCGGCUCCAACGUUGCGUAUGAAGCAAUCUUGAAUAUCAGACACGUCGUGUCUUCCAACAGUCAAAAUCAAUUGGCUGAAAAGUACGACAAGUUCAUUCGUGGCGCGGAGAAAUACGGCAUCAAGUCUCGCGCCUACAUGGCAGUGGCAUUUGGCUGGUCGAGCGGCAUGCCUAACUGGGCGUAUGCGCUAGGAUUUUGGGCUGGCGCAAAGUACUUCUUGAGCAGAGGAGAUUCUGACGUGGCAUCUGUAGUUGCCACGACGAUCACAGUGGUUAACGGUGCUUUUGCCAUGCUUCGUGUCAUUCCUCUUCUAGAAGGUUUCGUGGCCAGUAUGAGCAGUCUCAGUGCCACCUUUAAGAUUAUCCAUAGGCGGUCUGCGAUAGAUCCAUUUGCGAGCACCGGUCUCAUUCCCGAUAGGCUGACAGGGAACAUCGAGCUCGAGAAUGUAGAGGUCGUCUACCCUUCUCGAAGGGAGACCAAGGCAUUAAAGGGCGUUAGUAUUUCCAUACCAGCUAGCAAGACUACUGCCUUGGUUGGUCUUUCUGGGUGUGGUAAAAGUACCAUCCUGGGCCUACUGGAGAGGUUUUACGAGCCUACAGCGGGAUCGAUACGCGUCGACGGUGUUGACCUGGCCGAUCUGAACCUGUAUUGGUGGCGAAAGCAAAUGGCCUAUGUUGGGCAGGAACCGACGUUGUUUAACGCGACAAUCUUCGAAAACAUUCGCCACGGCUUGAUUAGCUCUGAAACAGUGUCCACCAAUGGUGGGGACGACCGAGAGCGUGUGAUUGCAGCUGCGAAAGCGGCAUACGCACAUGACUUCAUCAUGGCACUGCCUCGAGGUUACGAUACCGAACUCCGCGAGAAAGGUCACUCAUUAUCCGGUGGACAGCGUCAGCGCAUAGCCAUCGCUCGUGCGAUUGUCUCAGACCCAAAGAUACUUUUGCUCGAUGAAGCCACAGCUGCCCUUGACACACACUCGGAGAAGGUGAUUCAAAAAGCUUUGGAGUCUGCCUCUCGGACCAGGACGACAAUCGUCAUUGCACAUCGCCUCUCUACAAUACGAAAUGCAGACAACAUCGUCGUGAUGCAGGCUGGAGAGGUCGUCGAGCAAGGGAACCACGAUCAACUGCUCACACAGCGUGGACUUUAUGCAGAACUCAUCCACAAGCAUCAACUGAGAACCAAAACGACAGAACCUCACACUAAUGUCCGAGCUUACAGCGAAAAGACGGAAGAUGAUAGCAGCGACGACCUCGACCUCAACGACGUAGAGCUGCAGGAACUUGUGAAAAACCGUGUAGACUCCACCCGAGCCACGAGCAGCUCAGACAAGCAUCUUGCAAAGCAGAACAGUAUACCAUCAGUCUGGCGUGCUCUAUGGAUGAUCCUACAACUGAACUGGCCAGAGCGAUGGUACCUCUGCGGCGGAAUCAUCACUUCCCUACUAGCCAGCGCCAAUCUAAUCAUACCAGCAAUCUGGUAUGCAAACACGCUGAAUGCAUUCUCCAUCACAAACGUCCACGAAAUGAUGCGAACCACGAAUUUCUGGACAUCGAUAUUUGCGAUUACAGGCAUUUAUGGCUUCAUCGUCGGCAUACUCAACGGUGUCUUCUUCGCAGUUUCGACGGAGCGACUCGCCCGCCGGGUUCGCGAUGCAACGUUGCGAGCCAUUCUUCGUCAGAACAUCGGGUACUUUGACGACAAGGCGCAUGAUCUCAUGCGCAUGGCAUCGAGACUGAGCAGCAGUGCGACUGAUCUGAUGGGCUUGAGUGGGAUUGUCAUUGGCAGUAUUGUUACUUUUUCCUCGACCAUUGCUCUGGCUCUGGGCGUAGGCCUGGGCGUCGCGUGGAAGCUGUCACUCUUCUGUCUUCCGCUCGUGCCCAUUCUUGCGGGAUUGGGUUGGGUCCGGCUCAAGGUCAUCAUGGUGUUCGACGGCAAGAUCCGCCAGGCAGGCGAGGAAGCAGCUGCCUACGCGGGUGAAGUCGUGGGUGCAAUACGGGUUGUCGCCUCUGCCGGCUUGGAGAGGUAUGUGCUCGGCAGAUAUAGCACGAUUCUGGCGGCGCAAGCGGCCCAAUCCCUAGGACCUAUCCUUCGUACCUCUGCACUGUAUGCAGCAUCUCAGGGCAUCAAUUUCCUGGCCUCUGCAUUGGCGUUUUGGUAUGGAAGUUUCUUGCUCGCCCGAGGAGAAUACACUUUGACGCAGUACUACAUAUGCCUUAUUGCUCUAGUCUGGGGCGCUGCAGUAGCCGGCGCGCUGUUCAACUUUGCUCCAAAUAUGAGCAAGGCAGCACUUGCUGCUCAUGAGCUGAAGCAGCUGUUUGAACGGACGCCAGAGAUAGACUCGUGGUCCCAGCGAGGAAAGCGAGUAUCGCGUGAGGACAACGAGGGCCACGUCGCAUUCGAAAAUGUAUCCAUGGCGUACCCUUCCAGUCCACAAACCAUGGUUCUGCGCCAUAUCAACCUCGAAAUCCCCGUGGGAAAGUUUGUUGCCAUUGUAGGUGGCAGCGGCAGUGGGAAAAGCACAGCGCUGUCACUCCUCGAGCGAUUCUACAACCCUACGUCCGGCCGCAUCACAUUGGAUGGCCAGGAUAUCCGCGAUCUCCACCUGAACAGCUACCGCCAGAUGAUCUCACUCGUGAGCCAAGAACCCGCCGUCUUCUCCGGCACAAUCCGCGAAAACCUAAUGAUCGGCCAAGAUACCUUCGAGCACAUCAGCGAAGCGCGACUGCACGCCAGCUGCCGCGCUGCCAACAUCCACAACUUCAUCACUUCCCUCCCCGAGGGCUACGAUACCCAAGUCGGAUCGGGCGGCAGCAUGCUUUCUGGCGGCCAAAAGCAGCGGCUCACCAUUGCUCGCGCCUUCUUGCGCGACAGCCCCAUUCUGCUGCUGGACGAGGCCACGUCGGCGCUGGACAAUAGUAGCGAGAAGCUCGUUCUGACUGCGUUAGAAGCGACGCGUCAAGGGCGCACCACGGUGGCUAUUGCUCACCGGCUGGCGACUGUCCAGCAUGCGGAUAUCAUUUAUGUCUUGGACAAGGGGAGGUUGGUCGAGCAGGGUGAUCAUAACGCCCUGCUACGGAUGCAAGGCGUUUAUUAUUCCUUAGUGAAAUCGCAAGGGCUUUAG